AUUACGUCUUCACAUAUUUUAAGCUGCGUUUUCUCAUUCCUCUGUAGUUUGCGCCGGCUUUGCAUAUUUCUCAAAGGUGUCCUUCAGUUUGAUUUGUAAAGACGAAAAAUGGCAUUUGAAAAGAUCAAGGUGGCCAACCCCAUCGUUGAGAUGGACGGAGAUGAGAUGACACGGGUCAUCUGGCAAUUUAUCAAGGACAAGCUGAUCUUUCCUUUUGUGGAGUUGGAUAUAAAGUACUAUGACCUUGGCCUUCCCCAUCGAGAUGCUACAGAUGACAAAGUAACCAUUGAAAGUGCAGAAGCUACUCUUAAGUACAAUGUAGCAAUUAAAUGUGCUACCAUCACUCCUGAUGAAGCUCGUGUUAAGGAGUUUGGCUUGAAGCAGAUGUGGAAGAGUCCAAAUGGGACGAUUAGGAAUAUUUUGAAUGGCACAGUCUUCAGAGAACCAAUUCUCUGCAAAAAUGUUCCUCGACUGGUCCCAGGAUGGACAAAGCCAAUAUGCAUUGGAAGGCAUGCUUUUGGAGAUCAAUACCGAGCAACUGAUACAGUUAUUAAGGGACCUGGAAAGCUGAAAUUGGUGUUCGUUCCAGAAGGGAAAGAUGAAAAGACAGAAAUAGAGGUCUUCAACUUUACUGGUGAGGGUGGAGUUGCUCUCUCCAUGUACAACACUGAUGAGUCCAUUCGUUCCUUUGCUGAAGCUUCAAUGAACACUGCAUACCAGAAGAAAUGGCCAUUGUAUCUUAGCACAAAGAAUACCAUACUCAAGAAAUAUGAUGGAAGAUUCAAGGACAUUUUUCAAGAAGUUUACGAAUCAAACUGGAAAUCCAAGUUCGAGGAAGCAGGAAUAUGGUAUGAGCACCGUCUGAUUGAUGAUAUGGUUGCCUAUGCUCUAAAGAGUGAAGGAGAGUACGUUUGGGCUUGCAAGAACUACGAUGGGGAUGUUCAGAGUGAUUUCUUAGCUCAAGGUUUUGGAUCUCUUGGGCUGAUGACGUCAGUUUUGGUGUGCCCUGAUGGAAAGACUAUUGAAGCUGAAGCAGCCCAUGGAACUGUCACACGCCACUACAGAGUUCACCAAAAAGGAGGUGAAACCAGCACAAAUAGCAUUGCUUCAAUCUUUGCUUGGACUCGAGGGCUUGCACACAGGGCAAAAUUAGACGACAAUGAUAAGCUCUUGGAUUUCACUGAGAAACUGGAAGCAGCUUGCAUUGGUGUAGUGGAGUCUGGAAAGAUGACCAAGGAUCUUGCCCUUAUCAUCCAUGGAUCCAAGCUCGGCCGAGACAAGUAUCUAAACACUGAAGAGUUUAUUGAUGCUGUGGCAGAUGAGCUCAAAGCAAAACUUUCUUGCUAAGCAAUAGUCUGGAAUGUCUUGAAUGAAAAUUUUCAGGUGGUCUGAGAUACACCAAGAAAUAAUGCGGUCAAGGAAAGUUCGAGAGACUUCUUUAUUGAUUAAAUCUUCAUUUUGAUAAUGCCCUGAAAUGGCAAUGUAGAAUAGCUACUGAGGCAGUCGCAAUGUUUACGUUGGAAGAAGCAUGAGCAUUAUCCAAAACCAUUUCGAAACUUAUAAUUUGCCUUUCGUUCUCUUUAAAUCUUUGUUUCGUCCUAUGUACCCAUAUAAACACACUAGUCAUGGUCCUCUCCAGAUCAUCCAAUAUAUCCAAAUAAAUUCACAACCUUUGGAAAAAGGUAAAAA
This is a messenger RNA of Olea europaea var. sylvestris, 1689 nucleotides long. Its product is annotated as isocitrate dehydrogenase [NADP]-like. The record is from RefSeq and is a predicted model, not a curated record. Gene Ontology annotation, biological process: isocitrate metabolic process. Gene Ontology annotation, molecular function: isocitrate dehydrogenase (NADP+) activity; magnesium ion binding; NAD binding. Lineage: Eukaryota; Viridiplantae; Streptophyta; Magnoliopsida; Lamiales; Oleaceae. The transcript has 17 exons. Bases 109 to 1347 code for a protein of 412 amino acids. Gene Ontology annotation, cellular component: mitochondrion.